This is a messenger RNA of Trichosurus vulpecula (common brushtail), 1446 nucleotides long. It is a transcript of the gene CEACAM16, whose product is annotated as CEA cell adhesion molecule 16, tectorial membrane component. The transcript has 6 exons. The record is from RefSeq and is a predicted model, not a curated record. Lineage: Eukaryota; Metazoa; Chordata; Mammalia; Diprotodontia; Phalangeridae. The coding region runs from base 1 to 1446 and encodes 481 amino acids.
AUGGCACUACCCUGGAGCAGCUGGGACCCCCACCAACGGGGCUCCUGGGCCUGGAAAGGGCUUCUCCUGACAGCUCUUCUAAUCACCUGGAUCCCACCAGCCCCAGCCCUGCUGAACAUCUUAGCCAUCCCAGAGAAACCAGCCCAGGGGGACAAUGUCACCCUGCUGGUUCGAGGCCUCCCUGGGGACCUUGUGGCUUACAACUGGUACCGAGGGACAGACCUCAGCCAGGGCCACCUCAUCCUGAGCUACAUCAUCAGCCCGGCAGACGAGACACCCGGCCCCGCCUACACGGGCCGGGAAGCCGUCCGCCCCGAUGGGAGCCUGGACCUCCGGGACGUGGUCCCAGAGGACUCGGGCAGCUACAUCCUGCAGACCCUGAACCAGCAGUUCCAGACCGACAUUGCCUACGGGCACCUGCUGGUCUAUGAGAUCCUGUCCCCACCUCUCCUCCUGGCCAAUGGCACCAAGCUGGUAGAGCGCCGAGAUUCCAUCCACCUGUUGUGCAGUACCCCCAGCACAGGAGAUGUCCGCUGGUUCUUCAAUGGGGAGCCACUCCCCAUUAGCAGCCGUCUAGGGCUCACCCCAGAUAACCGGGUCCUGGUCCGGCACAACGUCCGUAGAGAAGAGGCGGGGGCCUACCAGUGUGAGGUCUGGAACCCUGUCAGCAUCAGCCGCAGUGACCCUGUCAACCUAACGGUGUACUAUGGCCCAGAUCGGGUAGCAAUUGUCCAGGAAUCUGCCUUCCAGACGGGCUGCACUGUGGAAGCCGAAUUCAAUGCAUCUCUAACGCUUUGCUGCGUGACCAGGUCCUGCCCAGACCCAGAGUACACGUGGUCUUUCAAUGGGCAGACCCACGAGAGCACUACCCGCUACCUCAACAUCAGUGGGAUGACUAAGGACAAGGAAGGGACCUAUACCUGCAUUGCCAAAAACCCUAUGACCGAGCUCUCAGGCUCGGCAUCAGUCUUGGUCAAGAUGUCGGUUGCCACAUCAGCCAUGACGAUAGUGCCUGUUCCCACCAAGCCCACCGAGGGGAGGGAUGUAAUCCUGUCUGUCCAAGGCUACCCCAAGGAUCUUCUGGUCUAUGCCUGGUACCGAGGGACAGCCUCUGAGCCCAACCGUCUCCUCAGCCAGCUGCCUUCUGGAAACUGGAUUGCUGGGCCAGCCCAUACUGGGAGGGAGAUGGGCUUUGCCAAUUGCUCAUUGCUUAUCCAGAAGUUAAACCUCACAGACACGGGCCGCUACACCCUGAAGACUGUCACCCUGCAGGGCAAGACGGAGACACUGGAUGUCCAACUGCAGGUCUCAAAAGGGAGCUCCCUGACCAUGGGGACCGUGUCUCCCCCAUCAGACCGGAGGCUCCCAUGGGGGAGAAUCCUAUCAGCAUCAGCCCCAACCAAACAGGAGUUCCUUGAAGAUUUGUGCUAUGUCUCCCCCAUCUGA